Sporothrix brasiliensis 5110 is the source of this 837-nucleotide messenger RNA. RefSeq lists its product as uncharacterized. The record is from RefSeq and is a predicted model, not a curated record. Lineage: Eukaryota; Fungi; Ascomycota; Sordariomycetes; Ophiostomatales; Ophiostomataceae. Bases 1 to 837 code for a protein of 278 amino acids. The transcript is spliced from 2 exons.
AUGACCUCCCCAACCGAACCCCAUACCAGCGUGUUCUCGCACAUCAACGGUCCCCGAGAUGACCUUCUCGACCGCCUCGCCGUCGCCGAGAUCUGCAAAGGCUGGCCGGUGUACCGUGACGCGUCGGAAUGGCAAAACUUUCGCUCCCUCUUUGCCCCGAAGGCGACGGUGUGGACCACCUGGUCCGGUCCGUGCGACAUUGACGCGUUCAUCAACGUGUCCAAAGAAGGCAAGGCCCGUGGCGUGUUUAUCCAGCACCGCGAGUGCGGCACACUGGUUGAGCUGGGCCCGGACGCGCCCGGCGAAGGAUACGACGUCGAAGGCGAGGAGGCCGUCGCCGGCCACCGCAGCGGCAAUGGCACGGACAAGGACACGGGCACAGACGCGGCGGGUGGCAACGCCACCGUCCUCUCCUCCGCUUCGUCCCGCAGCGUUCGCCGCGCCGUCGGCAAGAUGAAGGCCACCAUCACGCAGCGGUUCGUCAACCCGGGCGACGGUAUCGCAUUUGACGUCGACUGCGACUGCCGCUUCGUCUUCUUCUUGGAGAAGAUAAAGGGCCCCGCCGGCGACGCUGCCUGGCGCACCGUGUAUGUCAAGCUGUUUUACGAAAAGGACAAGAUCGUGCCGGCCGACGGACACUCGACGCCCGCGCUCACGGCCGAGGAGAAGGCGUAUAUGCAGGACGAACUGCCCGAAGGAUACCGGUACCUGGGCGUGAUGCAGCGUCGGCUGGGAUACGCGGUGGACGCGAAGCUGCCGACGCCGCGGAACGCCGGAUGGGAGGCGAUGUACAAGGCGAUGGAGGCGUGGUUGGUGGGCGACAAGGCAGAGCUCUAG